This is a messenger RNA of Phialemonium atrogriseum, 483 nucleotides long. RefSeq lists its product as uncharacterized. The transcript has 3 exons. The record is from RefSeq and is a predicted model, not a curated record. NCBI's taxonomy places the organism in Eukaryota, Fungi, Ascomycota, Sordariomycetes, Cephalothecales, Cephalothecaceae. Bases 1 to 483 code for a protein of 160 amino acids.
AUGGCGGCCCUCGUCGCAGCCAUCGCCGCCGCGGCUCUGCCCGCCACCAACACCACCACCACCAUCACCACCACCACCUCCUCGGUCGCGGCUGCCGCCGCCACCGUCACCGUCACCACCACCACCUCCUCGGUCGCGGCUGCCGCCGCCACCGUCACCGUCACCACCACCACCACCACCUACGGCGACGACGCCUGGGCGUCAAAACUUCUUGCGGCCUGCUUCGCCGGGCUCGCCUGCCCACCCGUGCCCGCCUGCCCCCCGGUGCCCUCCUGCCCCCCGGUGCCCGCCUGUCCGCCGCCGCCCGCCUACCCGGCCUCGCCGGCUACCCCCGUGGGGACCAUCUUGGCCGUCUUGUUCGGCACCAUCUGUGCCGCGUGGGUCGCCCUGGCGUCUCGCGUCGUGAUACUGUCCGAUACCAUCUCCGACAUCAUGGCCGAGGUUACGUCUCUCCGUCAGACGCGCCACGUAUCUCGCAUCUAA